UUUUAAAUUGUUUACUAAUUAAUAAUGUGUGUCACACACUAUUAAGACAUUGGGCCUCGGCCCGGUAGAAUAAUUAUCAUUCGGAUUCUUCAGAAGUAAAUCGGUUCUGUCUGGAGGAAGCGGCCAUUAAAGCGCCACGGAGUCUCCUCUCCUUUCUCUAGAAAGAAAUAGAGAGCGAUUCUUCACUAUUCCAGUUUUAUUUUUUCAAUGUUACCCACACGAGCGCAGAUCUAUGUACACCAAUCUUUCCAUAUGUAUAUGCGUAGGCGCUUAGCUCUAUAUACAGAAGCAUUCAUUCCCUCGUAUCAAUUUCAGGUGUUUUGCGAUCCUGAUUUAGGUUUGAUCCGUUGAAAAUUUUCGCGGAAGAUCCUCCAUUUGGAUUCAUCAUGGUUGAUCAUUACCAAGUUCUAGGGGUGACGAGAAACGCGACGAAGCAAGAGGUGAAAGAUGCGUUUCGGAGAUUGGCGGUGAAGUACCAUCCGGACAAGCACGCCCAGUCGCCGGAGCACGUCCGGCAAAACGCGACCGUGCGGUUUAAGAUCGUCUCGGAGGCGUACGAGGUCUUGAACGACGAUCGGAAACGCGCGUCCUACAACGCCGUCAGCGAUUCGGAUUGCUUUCGCCGUACGGGCGGUUCGUAUAGCAGCAAUCCGUACGGAAACCGUGGCGGCGGAGCGUAUGGUUAUGGUUAUGGUUACUCUGCGAGGAAUCGUCAGGCCUCCGGUUUCAGCAGCGGCGUUGAUUCGGCGUUUCGUUACUUGACCACGCGCGCGUUUCUCCUGAAUCUGGCAUUAGCUGGUGGUCUCUACUUUGCGUUUACUGCAAUUGAUACAAGUGGAGAAACACUAUGGAAAAUGCGUAACUCUGGGAAAUCAUUCGAAGAAGCGAUGGAAUCAAUCGAGAAAACAAAGGCACACAAGGAUGAAGGGUGAAAGAAAGGAUUCAAAGGUAACUACCAAAGACUUUGACUUUUGACUUUUAUGCUUCCUCCGUACGCAGAGGAGUGGAUUUGUUUGCGUGGGUCUACUGAUUUGCGUUGUGAUCCAAUUUGAAAUUCAACUUUGGGCAUUGCUCCCGAGUUUUAUCAGAUUUCGCUUUCUCUAAAAAUGUAUCUGCAGUGCAAAGGAGAUAUAUGUAUAUUAGAGGACAUCUAUAUGUUAGUGGAUGCACUAUUAUAUUAUUCUACCAAUUAUUGAGCUCUCCAGAUAUAUCAACCGAUUAUGAGAGUUUAUAACUUUACGCAAUUGUAUUAGAGUGCACACAAUGGCAAGCAAAGAUGGGAUAUAUUCUAAUAAAACAAAUAACUUUGUAUCAGACUAUCAGUAACGGAGACAUUAUUGUAACGUAUUUGAUUGUCUUAUAGUAUUAAGAUGUUGACAAGAUAUUUACUCUGCUCCAUUCAAGUAUCUUGUGUUUAUUAUUUAGUUUUCUUUUUUCAACGGUGAGAAGACUGUACCUUAUUUUCACGAUUAAGUAGGUGUUAUUGAUUUUUGUAUUUUGGUGG
Thlaspi arvense is the source of this 1504-nucleotide messenger RNA. Lineage: Eukaryota; Viridiplantae; Streptophyta; Magnoliopsida; Brassicales; Brassicaceae. The record is from the annotation of a GenBank genome assembly.